Daucus carota subsp. sativus is the source of this 1185-nucleotide messenger RNA. Its product is annotated as glycine-rich RNA-binding protein 10. The record is from RefSeq and is a predicted model, not a curated record. Gene Ontology annotation, molecular function: mRNA binding. Lineage: Eukaryota; Viridiplantae; Streptophyta; Magnoliopsida; Apiales; Apiaceae. The transcript is spliced from 5 exons. Gene Ontology annotation, cellular component: cytoplasm. Bases 133 to 1011 code for a protein of 292 amino acids.
GUUCUAUCACUUUGUAUAUAAUAAGUCCAUUUCUCAGUACCCUUAAACCCCUUUUACUAUCAGAAGCUUUGUCUAGGGUUUUACAUCUGCAGCUCUCUCUUCACAAACCACCAAAACCCAAAGGUUAAAGCUAUGACUUUUUUCAGCAAAGCUGGGAGUCUACUAAGGCAGAAUCUGUGUAACAAGCACGUUAGCAUAGAAGGGUCUGCAUCCAACCUCUCCAUCUUCCAAUUGAUAAGACAUGCGUCAAACAAAGUAUUUGUUGGAGGCCUCCCUUAUUCAACUGAUGAUGUGUUUUUGAGAGAGACUUUUCAGAAGUAUGGAGAAGUUGUAGAUGCAAGAGUUAUAACAGAUAGGGAUACUGGCAAUUCCAAAGGGUUUGGCUUUGUUACAUACAACACAGUGGAGGAUGCUAACAGUGCUAUUCAGGCCUUAGAUGCUACGGACCUUCAGGGCCGCACUAUAUCAGUGAGGGAGGCAAAUGAGAGGCCACGAAGCACUGGAUUUGGCGGUGGUGGCGGCUACGGUGGAGGUGGAUAUGGUGGAGGCGGAGGCUACGGUAGGGGAGGCGGUGGAUAUGGUAACGAUGGAGGUGGAUAUGGCAACUCUGGCGGUUAUGGCAGUGGUGGAGGUGGAUAUGGCAACUCUGGCGGUUAUGGCAGUGGUGGUGGUGGUGGGUAUGGGAACAAUGCCAACUACGGUAACGGAGGAGGCAACUAUGCUGGUGGUAGUUUUGGAACUGAAAGCAGCAAUUAUGGUAGUGGGAGCAAUGUUGGUUUCGGAAAUGAUGGUCAGAACUUUGGUGCUGCAGGUGGGGUUGGCUCUACUGGUAGCAAUGAUUAUGGUGCUAGUGCUGGUUUCGGCGGAAACACAAAUUUUGGCAAUCAAUUCGGGAAUAGUGAAGCCAGCAACAUACCCGCUGCCGGUCAGGCUUUUAGCCAGAGUGAUCCACUCGAAGGGAACUUCAAGGAUGACAUUGACAACACUGGUGCUUUUGCCAGCAGGUCGUAGAGUGUAUUCCCAGGAAAAAGCUUUCUUUUGAGAAAAUAAGCCUAUUAUUUUGACUCAACAGAUGGUUCCUUAUGAAUUUCGUAUAUCCUGAAUUUUACUUGGAGAACAAUUCUGUUUCAGUUGGGUAUUAUGAAUUUUGGCAUGGUUUAUAAAGCAUUAUGUGUUUUACUAUCA